AUGGGCUCGGAGCAGGACACGGCUCCGGUGGAUCCGCGGGUCGGCCGGACCACAGAGCAGGAUCUGCUCGGCACAGCAAGCAAGACAACCUGCUCGGAGGGCGGUCUGGGCGCUCCACCUGGCAGAGCUCAACUCAUCUGCUGCACAGAAGACCUCGAUGAAGACACCUUUAAAAUUUGUAAGGAGUUUUUGAGACCCUACAAAAAAUCCCUUCGGAAACUGCACUUGCCCCAGCACAUGGCCAGAGAGAAGAAGCUCAAGUACACGAGGGAGAGCCUGACGCUGCUCGGGGACCACAUCAGCAUGUUCCUGGAGCAGCACUGCAAGCCCGCCGAAGUCAGCCACUGGAAGCAGAUGCUGUGGACGUACGUGGCCCUCUUCUCAGAGAUGGAUGCCAGGCAAUUGCACAGGCUGUAUAAAUACACCAAGAACAACCAAAUGGAUAAGUUUCUGCGAUUCUACAGUCAUUUGGAAAAUCCCGAGUCGGCCCCGAUCCCCGCCGAGGAGCUGAGGACGCUUUACGACACGUGGGGACUCUGCGGGGACGAGAGCGACGCGCCGGGACAYGCAGCGCAAGGACAGGGCCACCACAGACGCCCCCACAAAGCRGCGCCCGACGGCAGGACCGACCCGUGA
Molecule: messenger RNA, 636 nt
Organism: Nothoprocta perdicaria
Lineage: Eukaryota; Metazoa; Chordata; Aves; Tinamiformes; Tinamidae
Gene: CHCT1
Product: chromosome unknown C17orf64 homolog
Exons: 5
Coding region: 1-636 (211 amino acids)
Source: RefSeq, a predicted model, not a curated record